Lithohypha guttulata is the source of this 1122-nucleotide messenger RNA. RefSeq names its product peroxisomal membrane protein pex14 (gene PEX14). The record is from RefSeq and is a predicted model, not a curated record. Bases 1 to 1122 code for a protein of 373 amino acids. Gene Ontology annotation, cellular component: peroxisomal importomer complex; peroxisomal membrane. Lineage: Eukaryota; Fungi; Ascomycota; Eurotiomycetes; Chaetothyriales; Trichomeriaceae. Gene Ontology annotation, biological process: protein import into peroxisome matrix, docking. Gene Ontology annotation, molecular function: signaling receptor binding. The transcript has a single exon.
AUGGCGCCUCGACAAGACCUGAUCUCUUCGGCUGUGACCUUCCUGCAAGAUGCCUCAGUCGCGUCGUCGCCAGUAGAGAAGCGGAUUGAGUUUUUACGAUCUAAGAAUCUUACACAGGAAGAGAUCGAUUUGGCAAUGGCACAGGCAACUGGCGAAGGUCCACCUCCUCUGCCAGCAUCGAACCAACAGUAUGCACCACAACAAUAUCAAAGGCCUCCGCCGGGCUAUGCAUAUCCGCCGCCAUACGGGCAGUGGCCGCAACAACCUCCGCCUGAACCACCAAAACGAGACUGGCGAGACUAUUUCAUCAUGGCGACUGUUGUUGGGGGAGCAUCAUACGGCUUGUAUGUGCUAGCACAGCGUUACAUUAAACCCCUGAUAGCACCUCCAACUCCUCCACAGCUAGAGCAGGAUAAGGCUGCCAUUGACGAGCAGUUCAACAAAGCAUUUGCUCUGCUCGACACGCUGUCAGAAGACACCACUAAACUAAAAGAGGCGGAGCAGGAGAGAACCAAAAGACUUGAUAGUGCCAUUGCCGAUAUCGAGACCAUAGUUUCCGACCUGAAGGCUGCAAAUCAGAGACGUGAAGACGAUAGUAAGAAGAUGGAAUCUGAAAUCAAGCAAAUGAGGGACUCCUUGCCGAGAGCUAUUGACACAGUUAAGGAAGGCAGUGAGAGACAGUUGAAAGAGUUGAGCACUGAGCUGUCAAGCUUGAAAGCCCUGAUGCAGAAUCGCGCUGGAUCUACAUCAGCAUCGUUCAAUAUUCCACGAGCACCCAAGCCAGACGUCUCAUCUAUGCCAUACAAUGCUCCUGGUGUACGCUCACCUAGUGUGAGCACACCAACCAGCGAAGUUGCUCCAGGUAGCUCAAAUAACGUGACUGGCGUCAAUGGUUCGAGCACAGUCCCGUCGUUCGUAGUACCUGGUGGAAGCAACCCGAGUACAACCAACACGGCCGCCGCAGCUGCGAAGCCAGCGAGCACGAAUCUGGGAUAUGGGGCCGGAAAAGUGUCGAUUCCCGCGUGGCAGCUUGCGGCACAGAAGAACCAGGACAAAGAGAAGUCCCAGCCGAAUGGAUCGGCUGACGGCGCAGAUGCUGUGGCUGCUCUCCAGGCUUCUUGA